Molecule: messenger RNA, 902 nt
Organism: Anopheles coustani
Lineage: Eukaryota; Metazoa; Arthropoda; Insecta; Diptera; Culicidae
Exons: 2
Coding region: 336-767 (143 amino acids)
Source: RefSeq, a predicted model, not a curated record
ACAGGAGAGGCGCUGGCUGUUUUAUCUCGCGCACCGUUUAUCGUUGUCUUCUACAAAACAAACCCGAGCGAGAUUUAUCCGCCCGCGCACAGGAUAUUUGGAGGCGAGCUCGAUCGUGCACGGGACAGUUUGCGGCGCGUCGUGCAACCGUACGGUUCGGAUGAUCAAUCGAGUUCGAUCGACAAUCAGCAACGCACCGGGGAAGCCUCCGCAGCUGCGUUCCAGGAAGCUAUCGAUCUAGAGCGUGACCUCUUAACGCGUCCAUUGUCCGGUGCGCGUGUGUGUGAUUGUGGUGGUUUGGUUUCCUCAACCGUUGUGGUUCAAAAUGUAGCACCAUGAAGCUCCAGCAGUGCAUCAUUGAUUUCGCUAUCUUCCUGAUAACGAUCCCUUCGCUCGUCGUCGUGGCACUGCUACUGGAUCACAUCCUGAACCAUACCGGAUGGGCGGACCAGCUGGAGACGCAGAUCAUUAUGGCCGCCCUGUCGGUCGCCUUCUUUCUGAUCUGCAUCAUGAUAUCGGUCUACCUAACGCACCGGGUUGGCAACUGCCUCUGGGCCGGACCGCAGAGCGAUCAGCAGUCGAUCUACACGAUCGAACGGGGCACUCUGGGCGGCCGGGAGGACAUGCCGCCCCCGACGUACGACACGAUCAUGAGCGAAUGCGAACCGCCGUCCUACGAGAAGAUCAGCAAGCUAUUUCCUCCCCAGGAGCCGCCGCCUUCGUACGCCGCGACAAUUGCGGCGCACGAUCCUGCGGCGCAUAUCUGAUCUACGUGCCAUAAGUCUGGCCUCGCCAGCGAUUGUUGAUCGAGACUUGUUUUUCUCCCCGUUAUCGCGCGGUGGUUUCUUUGUUUUCGGGAUGCAAAGCGAAAUAAACGUACACCGGUACUGCAAAUAACUUAA